AUGUACUGGCUACUCUUACUACUGUUCAUCGGCAAGUCUUCGUGUCUAUUAGAGACACAAUUGGAAGAAGAAGAUCUUUCUGGCUCUCUUGUGGCUUUUGAUACAACAACGGAAAACUAUACGGUACCAGUUAGUGGCAAAUGCGUUUUGACUUGUUACGUGACAGAAGUGCGUUCGUUCAAAGUUCUUUGGCAAAAAAUUGAUCGGCCAAUUGUAGGCGGGAACCAAACGAAUGGACAAAAACAAGAACAACUUACUCUGAUUGCUUUCGAUGGAGUCGUCUACUCGAACAAAGAUCAUUAUCGUCUUGAAUCGGACUAUGUAGGUUCAUAUAAUUUAAUCAUUGAUCGCGUUAAUGAAGAUGACCAAGGAGAAUAUCAAUGUCAAAUUAACACUGAACCACGGAAAACAAAACGGAUAUUUCUUACAGUUCAAGUUCCACCUCGUAUUGUCGAUUUUCGUCCCAAUCCACCAUUGUAUUCAAUCCGUGCUGGUUCACCUUUGACACUCGCUUGUCGUGCCGAAGGUACACCAGUGCCUAACAUCCGCUGGCGUAUUCGUGAUGCCGAUGUGAAUCGCGUUGAAUCAUUACCACCGCCAGAUAAUAAUAAUACUUGGUUUAUUCCAUCAAUAUCUUAUACAUUUCCUCGUACAGUGGAAUGUAUCGCUGAUAAUGGUGUUUUACCUGCAUCAAAUCGAAUAUUUACAAUCAAUGUCGAAUAUCCACCUAUUGUCAAUGUAAAUAAUGAUUUAAUUCAAAGUGAACGACAUGGAAAUGUCAGUAUCGAAUGUCGAGCAUUAAGUCGUCCAUUUGCUCGUAUAACUUGGCAAAAAAAUGGUAAAAUGAUUGACGAGAUGAAAUCGAGUAACACUCGACUUAAUCAAACAAUGUCAAUAAGUCGACUGACAAUUCAGAUGAACAAUGAUGAUGAUUUUGGACAAUACAAUUGUAUUGCUGAGAAUAUUCACGGUCGAAUGGAAGCCAUUGUUUUUGUUCUUCAAGAAGCAACGACAACAAGUGAAAAAAAUCAUCGACAUUCGAAGCAUUAUUCAACCAGAACACAUUUAAAUCGAUCAGUAGCGAAAAUGCACACAGCGACUCUAAUGUCAUCGACAAUUGUAUACAUCGAACGUGACAUUCAUAUCAGUUCAUCAUCUUACCAUGCACGAACAUCGAAUAUCUUCAUAUAUCUCUUGUUGUUUUUAUUUCAAUUUCGAACAAUUUAUAGAUGA
This is a messenger RNA of Adineta ricciae, 1233 nucleotides long. NCBI's taxonomy places the organism in Eukaryota, Metazoa, Rotifera, Eurotatoria, Adinetida, Adinetidae. The record is from the annotation of a GenBank genome assembly.